AUGCUCCACUGUGCUUCAAAAACAGAGGCGGAACGUACGGCAUGGAAGUUUAUGGAGGAGAAAAAGCCUGAUUUCAUCCUCAAUACAGUCCUUCCAGAUGUUAAUCUCGGACGAAUUUUACACCCACGGAUCGCCGGUUCUUCUAUGGCUCUUACGCGGGCUCUUUUGCAGGGUAAAUCAGCGGUUAUGAACAUGCUAUGGACGCAAUGGUAUGUCGAUGUCCAAGAUAAUGCCAAGCUCCACGUUAUUGCGCUGCUAGGCAUCGAGGUUAAAUCCGAGCGCAUCUUUGCCUUUGCAGACAUCUAUACUUGGACCCAAAUUAUCGAACUGAUGCACAAAAUACUCCCAGAAGAUAGGUGUAGUCAGCUGGUUAGCCCCCCGGAGAAUGAAGGUCGAGCCUUGGGCAAGAUUAUUCCUGCGAAAAGGGCCGAGGAGUUGUUGUUGAGCUUUUAUGGCAAGGGUUGGACGAAGCUGGCGACUAGCCUUACAGAAGGACUUUAA
Molecule: messenger RNA, 501 nt
Organism: Talaromyces rugulosus
Lineage: Eukaryota; Fungi; Ascomycota; Eurotiomycetes; Eurotiales; Trichocomaceae
Exons: 3
Coding region: 1-501 (166 amino acids)
Source: RefSeq, a predicted model, not a curated record